Aureobasidium vineae is the source of this 1443-nucleotide messenger RNA. The record is from the annotation of a GenBank genome assembly. NCBI's taxonomy places the organism in Eukaryota, Fungi, Ascomycota, Dothideomycetes, Dothideales, Saccotheciaceae.
CCACCACGAAACACUUGGCCAGGGUCACUUCGGCUUCCUUCGCCCAACCCAUCAUCCAGGUUUAGUCAAAUAACAAUCUUUGGUGGCGGCACAGGUAAGCUCUUACACAUCGAGUCUUGCGGCUGGACACUGAGCACUGACAACAUUGACAAGNCUACCAACCACCUGGUGGAUGUGUUUACAAACCUCGCUCAGGCGAACAACAGUGUGCUCAACUAUGUCAUCCCCAUCAGUGACAACGGCGGUAGUUCCAGCGAACUGAUUCGAGUCUUUGGCGGUCCUGGUAAAUUGGUUCGUCUGAUUCCCGACAAUGGCGACCCUCACUCUGAGGCCGCGUCCAUCAAAGCACUCUUCAAUCACCGUCUUCCUCCUGACCCAAAGGAGGCACGGCUAGAAUGGUUGGAGAUUGUCGAGUCUCUGCAUCCUUUGUGGUAUCAGAUCUCGACCCCUAAGAAGGAGCUGAUAAGAAGUUUUUUGAACUUGGUCAAUCAGGAAAUUGUGAAGAGGAUGAGACCGAGUUCAAGGUUCGACUUCUCGUCUGCAAGUAUAGGAAACCUGUUCUUGACUGGCUUAGAAUCCGCCAUCUACCUCCUCAGCAGCGUGUGCAACGUACCCACAUCCAUAACCGUCCUCCCCGCCAUAAACACAAACUUCUCACACCACAUCUCUGUCUCUCUGGCAGACGGCACACACAUCACAGGUCAAAACAACAUCUCCCACCCUCUAGCCCCUUCCUCUGCUAUGCCCGACCCCCAAGCCCCACCCUCUCCCACGCGCAUCCGCCGAGAAACCGAAGAACACGACAAUGUCGAAGAUGCAAAUCUACCUGGCUCAUUGCCUUCUCUCCGCCGCCCCGCCAUCAACUUCUCUAAACUCCAGGAAGAGGAUUUGCCGGCUAGGAUCCAGCGAUUGUGGUAUAUAAAUCCCUAUGGUCAGGAAAUGUCGCUGCCUGCGAACCCUCGCGUUUUGGAUGCUCUGGCUUCUUCCUCGACAGUUGUUUACAGUAUUGGUUCGCUCUUUACUUCCAUUAUCCCGUCGAUAAUUCUGCGGGGAGUGGGCAAUGCCAUUGCUUCCCCCAAUAUCCGCAAUAAGAUAUUGCUUCUCAACAGCAGUAUAGACAGAGAAACUGGUCCUUCAGCAACACCAUUCACGGCAAUGGACUUUGUGGCUGCGAUCGCGAGUGCUUGUGCAGAGAGUAGAGGACUGGGUAUACCAAAGGUCGAGGAGUACGGGAUUUAUGUCACGCACGUGGUGUAUAUGGAAAACCAAGGGGCGCCAAAGGUAGACAAAGCGGAAUUGGCAAAGGCAGGGAUUGAGGGUAUAAGAUUAUAUGGGUUGAGUGGGAGGUAUGAUGAUAGGGCAUUAGAGCAAGCAUUAAAGAUGGUGCUGGGUAAGGGUGAACAAGGGAAUGGGUUGAGUAGGAGGAAUACUCUGCAGAGAUAG